UCAAACGUGAUGCUAUUUUUGCUUGAUAUCGUUUGAGAUUGGCGCAGUUCGGUAUUGACCUCAAAGUUACUGUUUAGUAGCAUUUGGUUCUUAACAGCUGAUUCACAGCACAAACCGAAAAAACCGACAGAAAGGACUCAGUUGCAAUAUUUCUUUUCGCCGAUAUUUGUGUUUUUCUUUUGCAUCUUUUUGUCUUAACAGUAUUUCGUAAAAAUGGCGGGCAGUAGCCCAGGAUCAGAUUGGAGUUUGAUUUUACAGAAACGAUGCCUGGCUCGUAGAGCUGAAAAUGAAACGCAAGGCAACUUACUAGAUGUUGCGAAAUGCGUUGGUAAAACUGAAAGCAGUUUGACUGCAAAUGAUGAUAAUGACUUCAACCCUACUCUGAGCAUUUUGCUGGCAGAUUUUUUUGUUCGAAAUGCCUCACAAAGAAACCUUACAUUUGGAGGAAUCAUAUCCAACAGCUGCAAGAUUAUUAUGCCCAGCUUAUUGGGAGCACUGAAAAAGUCCUGCAAUGAUUUGUUGGCUCAAAAUCCUAGCUCUCAAGCUGUUCAGCCUAGUCAUAUCCUUCUUGCAUUGAAGGCAUUGAGUACUGGGGCAUUGGAGAUGAAUGACACAGAUUUCGAAUUACUUGAAAGCUACUUGAAGGACUCUGACAAAUCAAAGGAUUCUGGUUCUGGAGUUUCUGAAACUGUAAAGAAAAAUAGACCAGAUUUGAAUGCUGCUUUGCUGGAUCAGUUUGUAUCAAUUAUCCCUGGUGCCAUGUUUGAAAAAGCCAUGACUCAGCUGAUAAGUGAGGGUGAAUCUACAACAAGUUUCACUCGAAAAGAUAACACCACUCAAAAUUUGUCAACUGUAUGCAAUCAGAACAUUGCUAACUUGUGCAGCAUGGAUGCAGCCGACACUAUCGUCAACUUUUGCCUGUCGCUACCCAACGUGGCAAGUUUUAUCGACAAGUGGAAUGGCGCAGUGGAAGGCUUGGGGCUCGGGCUACCUUCAUCGAUAAACGAAGCACAACAGCUAAAACAAAAUAUUACCCACCUCAAAGAAGACGUCCUUCUUGCCAAAAAAGCCUUAAAUUUGCCCUUGUUGGAGCCUCUUACAAAAGAGCGUUUGCGCCAGCUGACCCAACUGGGAAUGGGCUGCCUAUUGGCUGCUAUAUCUGUGGCGACAUCUCACAGUAUCUUUGCUGCUGUGAGCCCUGCCCCCACCAAAUCUGCCGGAAGCGGCAAUCCGAACAUGCCCCCAUCGAAGCAGUCGGCCAGUCCUAAUGCGGCGACGGCCGUUUGCAACCGAGAAGAAGAAUGGGAAAGCAACGCCGUCACGGUCGUCGAGACAGCCGUCGAGAUUUAUCAAACCUUGGCAACUCUCAUCCAGAGAUCGCCUCGCAGCAGCCGGAUGUACUACGAUAACUUUCUGUACGUAGCUGCUUGGCUUCUACUGUCGGGAUUACAGGGUCAAAUGACCCAUACCAGUCAGACGGGAUCAGAAAAGGGAACCAAAGAAGACAAGGGCAAGUCUCCGAGCAAACACAAGGAUGGAUCGAGAAUCAAUUUGACUAAAAUCCAGCAAGGCUACGGAGGCCUGUCGGUUGUCUUGGCUUCGCAGGCGCUUGCCACUUUGGAGAAACUAUUGGAGCCUAAUGGCAUGCUGGAGACGGAAGAAACUCAACCCACGCCCGUUGGCUCUGCGGGGUUUGAUGUCACGGAAAACUACACACACAGCCAGAGAAUUUUCCGAUUGCUUUCGGACCUGCCUCUGACUCAGUUGCUCUUCCACGUCGCCACAGUUAGCUACCGGAAGUCGUGCAACCUGAAACGCAUUCAGAAGAAUGGCGACGGAGAAACGGUGUCACUGUCCGAUUCGGCCACCUAUUACGACGACGACGAUUUCAGUUGCUCGGAAGAGAGCAGCGCUGCCGAAGAAGAGGAAGACGAUGACGACAGUGAGCCGAUUCUUGGUCACUGGUUCGAAGAGACGAUCACGCCGCCUGAGCCUAAGAAUGGCAAGAACAAGGGCGGGCCCCACGAUCCGGAAGAUGCCCGUAACGCCUCGAAAUCGUGCCACCGGAAUCUGGAUAUUUCCCUUUCCGUCCCCGACAAGGGUGAACCGCAUGGCUACAUCCUGUUGGCCACGCAAAUCUUUGCCUUCAUGAACGAUCACAUGCUCUGCUCACCCCGUCUGAGGCAGUACACCAUCAACAGCCUGUCGGAACAUCAGCUGAUUCUCUUGGCCGCCAUUGUCAAGGAUCUCGAUCGCGAAACGGCUCGAACCGAGACUGGGACAAUCGCCGCUUUUUUCGGACAAACUCUGGGCCAGCUCUUCAGCCGUUUCUCGCAGUCGUUGGCUCGCUACACGCACAACCUGCUGGCUUACGAACUGAUGAGUCCGUCCCUGCAAAUCGCCUUGCUCAGCCACUUGAACGUCAAUCCGUGGUCGGAAGAAGAAGAUUGGCCGCUCCUGGUUCAUCCGAGGAGCUUGGCCGUCUUAGCCCAGGUCCUUUUGUCUAAACAUCGGAAAGACAGCAAAGAAGAAGCUCGUCAAACAAGUGAAGCUGCCUGCUUAUCCAUUUGGAGGCGGCUCUUGGAGACGAUGAUCAAGUACAUUGAAGAUCCGCACGUUGCCGGUGACAGAGAUCGGGAGACCGAGGACUUAAACGUAGAACACGCCCAGCUCCUGCUCUUCCUGUUCCACUCGCUGCAGUUGAUGCAAAAGAAAGCCAUCUUACUUCUCUGUGCACAGACGCUGAUCCGCGCUGCUCAGGCCGCCUUCAGCAUCAUCCCUUUGCACGACACGCAACUGAUGUUGCUCGCUCGGAUCCUACUCCUGCUAGAGUACCUCAUCAAAAACCUUUACGACGCUCCGGUCGCCAUGCUGGAGCAGAUUCAGUGGAAUUUGCUCAGCUCGGCUGGAAUAUCCAGCAAUGGGAGAGCCGAUGACGCUCAACAGCCCAGCAGAAUGUACAACUGCUGCCAGGAAUUGGAAGAUAAUUACCGGAAAUAUGGCUCCGAAGACGAAGGCUGCUCCAUUCGCCCCCGGUUCUAUCUCCUAAGUAACGUAGACAGCAACAAUCAAGACCUUCCUAAACUUGAUGGAUUGGCGUGCAGCUUUUUACUAGCUCCAUCGGACUCCUUCAAAUAUUCGUCUUUGUACGGCGCCAUCCUGAAUGUGCUGCAUGUUGUCCACCAGUGCGAGUUCCACAGCGUCCGCAAGGACAAGCGUGACUAUAGCGCACUGUGUGCCGUCCAGUAUUGCUUUAAUGCCGGUUGGAGACUUGUCCAGUGUCUACCCCCUUCCGUACCCGUCAUGGAAGGACUUGCAACGAGUGGAGUGGAGCUUGAGCCUUCCGCUUUGCUCCACGCCUUGUUGUGGGGUCCGAGAUCUGCCCACAAGGUCUACAAUGCCUGGAUUACGGACUGUCUGGUCAAGCAGGGUUUGACCACUCAGAAAGCCAUCUUCAUCGUUAAAGCGGCUGCCAAGCACGCCAACAGCACGGCCUUCCUGGUCAAAGUGGCCAAGCAAUUGGGUCAAGGAAUGCGGCAAUCUUCUCGCCUCAAAGAUAUUGCUGCCGUUCCAGAUUUAUGGGAUGUCCUCGUCAUGGACAUGGUUAUAGCCAGGUUGCGUCUCUUGUAUGACGAAUGCGCCAAUAAAGACAACGGGGACGAAUCAUACCGCGUCCUGGACAGUCCGACAGAGAAGUUGCCCAAAACGUCGAAAAUAUCCAAAGAAAUUUUCAUGGAACUCUGCGAUUUGGUCGAUUCGGUGGCCAGUCUGUCGCGGCGUUGUGUUUUGCAUGACGCACUGGGAAACAGCACCGACACUCCAACGCUUGAAGGUUCCAGUGAGGCCGAAGCACUGCAACACUUGCUGGCCAUAUCUUCUACUCGUGGCUGCAAGCUGGCCAAUAUUACGCCAACUCUGGCUCUCUGCCUCCCGCCCUUCCUACGGGCUGCUCUCGAUCGCUGGAACAGCAGCAACUCCGACUUUCCAGCUUUUUUCUCCUGGCGUUCGGGCCAGUCUGGCGAUCUGAUUCCGUCUGAAUCGUAUCUCAACGGUAUUCUGAGCGCUCAUCUACAACUGUUGUCGUCGCAAUCCGUCUUCAGCCCGGCAUCGUCUUUGCGUCACCUGUUGAACGCGGCUGUUCGGCUGGCCAACGACCUAGUCGUCUGGUAUCCAAACUCGGAAGAGGCCGAAAAAGAGCUGGUUGGCGUCUUCUUCCCUAUAGCACUGGACGCCUGCUUCGAAAAUUUGGUCGAUCUCGUUCAACUGGUUAUGGAACGUCUAGUGGGAGCGGCCGACAGCGAUCGCUAUCAAGAUAUUGCCUCGUACAUCGUCAUCAGUCAUUGCCAUUCGCUGGUAACCGCUUGUGGAGCGCCAGUCCGCUGCUUGGAAGAGAAAGCCCUCGAAGAGUGCAUUCGCUUCCUGGAAUCUUGCGUGGAAAAUCCACUCACUCGCCACCCACUUUCCCGAUUCUACACUUUCGAAGAGGAAGUCCAUUCCUUAUGGGACAUUAUUUUCUCGACGACGACGCCGGAGCUAUCGCCGACCUACAGGAAAUCGGUUUAUUGCUUCAUCAACAAGAUGCUGAAAUCAUCGGAAACGAACGACACUGAUUUAGAUAACCUAUGUUUGACGCUGUUGAACUUGGACAGGAUCGACGAGGAUCGUUUGGAAGCAUGGAUUGAAUUUGCCAUCCUUCGGCAUUUGACUGGUCAAGACGAUGAGGAAAUCCAGCAGCAACCAGCUGGCAGCAGCACGCCGGUGGUCGUCAGAUCUGACACGGCGGAAGAGGAAAAAAUUGCCCCGAUUGCCGGAAGUUCUUCAGGGAAACUCGGCCCUCAGGAUGGAAUAUCUUUGCUGCAAAACUUGACGCAGUUCGCCUUCCGCAAGGGCGAAGCGGAGAGUUUUGCCCGGACACUGCUCAAAAUACUGUUGAAGCACUUGUCGCCCAACAGUCGAGGAAACGUGACACCAGACCUGGUGCUUAUCAUGGUCAAAUUGGCCGGAGUUGGCCAAGGUUCUGGCCAUCGUGACUUGUUCUUGGCCGCACUAGAUUGGCUGCUCAAAUAUCAGCAAGUGAUGCCGACCGAAUCCUGGACGGCUCUCAAUCAGGAAGACUUGAGUUCGCCACCGCCGGAGCUGGCUUCGUUCUGUUGUUUGCUGCAGUACACGACCGAUGUCCUCUACGCUCUUCGAAUGCUAAGCAGCAGCAGCAGCAGCGCUAAUGGUGCUGGUGCGGGGAACGAGCCAUCCUCCUCCGAAAUGUCUAGCGGAUUGCUGGAAUCCAUCGAAGGUAAUCCGCUCACGGCCGACGUGGAAGACUGGACGGUCGACGAACUGGGACUAGGUGACGACGUCGAGAGUGAUGGCGACGAAUCGGACGAGGAUCUUUUGUGCAAUCAACUGUGCACUUUUGUCAUCACGCAAAAAGAAUUCAUGAAUCAACACUGGUAUCACUGUCACACGUGCCGGAUGGUGGACGGUGUCGGCGUUUGUUCCGUCUGUGCCAAAGUCUGCCACCGGGAUCAUGAUGUGACUUACGCCAAAUUCGGCAGUUUCUUCUGUGACUGCGGUGCCAAGGACGACAGAUCGUGCCAGGCUUUGGUCCGCCGACCUCCUCAGCCGGAAGAAGACGCUCCCAUGCGUUCUCGAGACAGCGCGUCGGCCAGGGGCCUCCAUCAUGCUACAAUGGACCAAGCGCUGCUCCAACAGUUGGGUUUCGGAGGGGCUGCCGCCAUGGCUUACGUUCCUUAUCGCGGGGAAUUGGACGGCCCUGAUGGAUUUGGCGAUUUGCCUACCAACGACGAACUUUCGGAGAGACGUCGCAUCCUGACGAAACAGCUGGAGCCUUACUUGAACGAGCUCCUUCAAGUCACUGGAUCGUCGGAACUUCCCGCCGCUGUUGUGGACAUUCUCAACUCUCUGUUGCCGUCCAUCGAACGAGCAAGUAAACGACUUUCGCCCGUCGGUAGUCUUCAGCGUGCCCGUCGCACGCUCCAUCAACUGCACCACGAGCCCAAGACUAUAGUGGCCUCUGAAUCCCUCAUGAUCCCCACUCUGGGGUCGCAGGAAGGAGCUUUCGAGAAUGUCCGGAUGAGUUUCACUGGAGACCAGGGCCAGACCAUCAGGCAGUUGCUCUCUGCCCACGUUCUACGCAGGGUUUCAAUGUGCUGUUUGUCCUCGCCGUACGGACGGAGGCAACAUUUGGCCAUGAGCCACGAAAAGGGCAAAGUAACAGUUUUGCAAUUGAGUUCGCUCUUGAAGCAGGCAGAUGCCUCCAAGAAGAAAUUGACGCUGACAAGACUCAGCUCGGCCCCUGUUCCUUUCACCGUCUUGAGCAUGGCCAGCAAUCCAGCCAACGAAGAUGUACUGGCCGUUUGCGGCUUGAAGGAAGUUCACGUCAUGACGCUGACUUCAGGUGGAUCGGUCCAAGACCAUUUGGCAUUGCAUCCGCAGUUGGAGACGGGAAACUUUAUCAUCAAAGCCGUCUGGCUGCCCGGUGAUGCCACCCAGCUGGCCGUCAUCACCGCCGAUUUUGUCAAAAUUUAUGACUUGUCUGUUGACGUUUUAAGUCCGCAGUACUUUUUCCUGUUGCCCAGUGGCAAAGUUCGCGACUGUGCUUUCUGGUUCCGCCAAGACGGCGCCCAGUUUACUUUUUUCAUCUCGUCGUCCGGCUACAUCUAUUGGCAACCGCUCAGUCAAGAGAGCUCAGCCCGUCACGGCCCGUUUUACGUGACCAACAUACUGGACGUGACUCAUCCUGAAGUGAAGGAGAGCAACGGCCAAACGGGAGGCGGUGGCGUUUCUGUUUAUUAUUCCCAUUGUCUUCAACUCCUCUGCUUCAGCUAUGCCCAAGGGAAAACUUUUAUGGCCACGGUGACGGAAGACAGUCGAAAUGAGCUGCAACUAGGACCGCUUCACCCGGUUCACAUUCCGGCUAAAAGCGGCGCUGCUGCUGCUGCUAGUGGAGGAGGAAGUUCCCUGAAACUGGGAACGCCAUCAGCGAGUUCGAGCACGGCCUUGCAGUCUGCCGGACCUCAUCAGCCGCUUUGCCAAUGGACCGAAGUCCAGGGACACCCGGGUUUGUUGUUGACUCUGACUCAAAGCUCUUACACUCCGGUGGUCAUAAUGGUGGAGCCAGAACGAAUCCUAGUGGAGGAAAUCAAGGUGGUGCCCGCCAAAGUCAAAGUAACGGACUUGGUGGCUGUCCGCCACAUCGUCAACACGGGACAGGACAAAACGGAACCGCGUACGACGCUCAUCUUGUUGUGCGACGACGGGUCGUUGAGGAUCUUUAUGGCGUCGCCGGAAAUGACCAACUUCUGGUUGACGCCCACUCUGCAGCCGCCAAUUCUUUCAUCGACGCAACCAAAAAUGGUCCGCAAGGAGAGCGUCAAUGGAGCCAAAGGAGGUUCAGGCGCUUCGACGCCGACCUUCCCUACGGAUUUCUUCGAGAAUUGCACGGCCAUGAACGACGUCGAGUUUGGCGGCAACGACCUGCUGCACGUGUACAAUUCCACCCAGCUGAAACACCGACUCAACACUAGCGGCCUCUACAUCGCCUGUACCAAACAGUCCGGCUUUAGCGUCGAGGUGACCAAUCCUGAGACGUCCAGCGUUAUAGUCGGAGUUCGCAUCCUCGUCGGCUCACAGGAAGUGCAAAGGGCUCCCACCUGCGUCGAGAUUUUCGGCCGCAACAUCCCGUUUGUUUUGCAACGAUACCGCUGGUAUGACAUCCCGUUGACGAAGGAGGAAAGUCUCCAAGCGGACAAGAAACUCGUCCUCUCGUUCGGAUCUUCCAACGAUCCGCUGGGCGUCACGAUGAUUGAUUCCAUCAAAGUCUAUGGGAAAACCAAAGAGGCUUUUGGCUGGCCGGAAGACGCUGAAGAUCAGCUGGCUGGAACCGGCGGCAGUAACGGUGCACUCAAUUUACCGGCGACGCAAGGUCAUCUUUUGCAGAGUCCUGUCCUGCAAUCGAAUGGAUCUUGCAAUAAAUUGGCCAUUCAGAGUCCGGCUCAGUUGAUGCUGGAUCAGUUGGUUGGAGGAGCCGUGGCUCUUCUCGAAGGAUCUCUAUCGCUACCGCUACCGCUGGCAGGUCUGACUUCUGCCUGCCCGCCGGCCACUAAAGAACACGUUCUCCGUCUGUCGACACAAAUCUUGACUAUGACCUGGAGUGGAGGCAGUUGCGUUCCUGGAGUUGUCAAGCAACUUUUGGCCACCAUUCAUCCAUCCAGAGCCGCCUAUCACGACUACAAGGACCGAGUCUUGCUGACGUCUGUCUUGGACAACUUAAAGGCCAUCAUGGAUGAAACAUCUCCGAUCCAUCUCGAUCCUGAGGCAUUCUACAAUGUGCUGACCAUCACGAAAUCAGUGGCCACCACCCAACCGCAGAACUUGAUACAAUUUACAACCGGCAACUUCCUCGGCGAUUUAUUGGCCGUCGGUCGCCGCCUCCAUCGCGAAAGAGCUCGCAAUCCACUUUUGAGUCCUGUCGGCCAACUAGGCGUGGCCCAGAUUGAUUUCUGCGUCCAAUCCAUCGUUGACGUGCUCUUCUCCGUGGCUCUCACCGAUCCUCAGAAAUGGAUGGCCCCGGUAAUGGAUCACUACAUCGGCCUACUCCUUUGCGAUGACGCUAGCGUCAGCCACGCUGCCAAAGCCGCACUCCAGCGGACCAUGAAGACGGGCUGUGCAGGCAAAUCGAUCCUAUCUUCCGCCCUGUCCGGACGCCAGCCAGUGCACAGCGACGAGGAUGACAUUAUGCAGCUAGCCAUCGCCAUGAGUCUGGAAGAAGCCAGUGGUGUGGCCUCUGGUCCGGAAUCGAAUGACGACGAAAUGCAUGACAUGCCGAGCACAUCUGCAGAACGUUUCCGCCAAUUGCGACUGGCCUUGCUUAAGAGAAUCACGGAGGAUUUGCCGGAAUUGAAGAAGAAGGGUGGCGUUAAAUCCAUUCACUUCCUCCAAGUCUUGCUCAUUUUGGUGUCUGAAUUGCGCCCGUCUGACCCGACUGAAAGGAGUGAACUCCACCAAACUCUGGCCAAGGCCGUCUGUGAACUCGACUUGGAACGAGAUGCCGCGCUCGAAGUAGCCGGUCAACGUACACCGCAACACGAAGUCCAGUUGCUGAUCAUGAAGUUUUUCGGAUUCCUAUUGUCCACUCAUCAUCACAAGUCCAGCAGCGGCGGCGGUGGCGGCGGCAAAGCCAGUCACUCUCAGCGGCGCAGCAACACGGCAUCUCUCUCGACCGUCGCCUCGGUGGCCGCCAAAGUUCUUCUGGACGCCGGCCUCAUGGAGCGGUGCUUGGUUCUUCUGCAAGCCAUCCUCUUGCACUGGAAGGCCACCGGAGCCGAUGAAUCGCCCGUCGUUGUGGGUCUUCUCAAACAGCCUUUAGCUCCUUCCGCUUUCGACCUGUCGCCUUUCUUUUCCAGAACGUUGACUCAUCGCAAUACCGGUUACAUCUUCGAGGGAUUUUCACAAUUACUCACCGAAAUGGCACUGCGCUUGCCUUAUCUCGUCAAAAAAGUCAAUAGCGGUGUCCAGUUGGACCAGCGCUGGGUAGAAUGCCUGUGCCAGUACGUUGCGGCUCCGACCCCGUCAACGGUCAAGCGUCACGUUCGCAAACUCCUGCUGUUCCACUGCGGUUCCAAGGAAAAGUACCGCCAAUGCAGGGAUCUCUUGACUAUCGAAACGCAUUUCAAUGACGUCAAGAAGCUGGCCCUGGAACAUGGGCUCGAUUCGACCCUGGAAGGCAACCACGACGGAUUGGUGUUGCCCUAUGACGACCUCGUGAUAGUCAUGGAACACUUGAAAGUGUGCCUGGACGUGGCCGUCACGCGAACGGCCAACUGGCAGCUCUACUGCCAACAGCACGAAGACACCCUGUCCUUCCUUAUCCAGUUGACUUGUUUCAUCGACGAGGGUCUGAGCUGCACGCUCCUUCAGCUCCUGCGCUACGCCUUCUGUCCAUUGAAGAAUGUUGCGGCGACCGUCGGCGCUUCUUCCUUGCCCGCCAACGCAGGAGGACAGCCGACCGCCAAGAAAUCCACAGAGUCGGACCUAACGACAGAGCCAUGGGAUUUGGAUAGUUCGUGUACGGGCGCCGAAGGCUGCGUCUGCGGCAUUUUUGUCCAGCAGCUACAUCGCACCGUGGAGCGCCGUCUGAUUAGCCGCCUCAUUUUCCGCUUCCUGUUGGACUGCAACGUCACGGCCGUCCGCUGGCAUGCGCACGCCCUAGUCCACUCGUUUUGUCGCCAUUCUACCGUGGCCCAGCAGCAAGACCUGGUCGCUCUCAUGUGGUCUCUGUGGUCUGGCCUCCAACUCUACGGCCGAAAAGCUUCCCAGUUUGUCGAUCUGCUUGGUUAUUUCACCAUCAAGACUCCCGGGAUGGAAAAUUCACUACCCGGCUACGUUGACCGGGCCGUUGCCUUGUUGAAGGAAGAAAAUCAGCUCAUCGUCCGCCAUCCCAAUACCGUGCUGUACAACGCUCUAGCCAGUCUGGUCCACUUGGACGGUUAUUACCUGGAGAGAGAUCCUUGCUUGGCCUGUUCCACCCUCGAGGUUCCCUUUUCGGCCGUCAAGUUGACGACGCUCAAAGCAGACGUCCGUUUCACGACUUCGACCCACAUCAUUAAGUUGGUUGGGAGCCACGUCGUCAACCGCUUUGCUCUGCGCAUUACCGACAUCAAACGGACGAAAAUGGUGCGCACCAUCAACAUUUUCUACAACAACAGACCCGUCCAGGCCGCCGUUGAGCUCAAGAACCGGCCCGGCGUUUGGCUCAAGGCUAAGAAGCUGUCGUUGACACCUGGUCAGGCCGAAGUCAAAGUUGACUUGCCGCUGCCCAUCACUUGUUGCAAUUUGAAAAUCGAAUUUGCCGCCUUCUACGAGAACCUUCACGCCUCGUCGGAGAUGCUGCAGUGCCCGCGCUGUUCCGCCUCCGUCCCGGCUCACCCUGGAGUCUGUUCCAAUUGCGGAGAGAACGUCUACCAGUGUCACAAGUGUCGCUCAAUCAACUACGACGAAAAGGAUCCUUUCCUCUGCAACGCUUGCGGUUUUUGCAAGUAUGCCAAAUUCGAGCUGACGCUGUCGGCCAAGCCGUGCUGCACCGUGGAGCCGGUCGAAAGCGAAGACGAUCGCAAAAAAUCGUUACUGGCCAUCAAUGGGUUCUUGGAGAAGGCCGAUCGCCUGCAGGGCCAAAUGGCUUAUACCAGGGAAUCGCUGGAAGUUCUGGUGAGCAAACUAGGAGAGAAUUCCGGAAUCGAUGUGUUGACUGGAAGUGAAGCAUCCACCGGAUCAGCCGGCAAUUCGGGAGUACCGUCUACGCCAGCAACAGCUAACGGCAGUGUUUCGGCAUCUGGUGCAGGAACGGGAACAGGACAAAUCAACAAAACGAUCCAGCAAAUUUGCCAACGUUACCAUUCUGAAUGCAAAUCAACUUUUGAAGAAUUGAGCAAAAUCGCCCAACGGGUGGCGGCCUGUCGUCGAGAUAUCGUGGCCUACGAUGCCAGUCAAAGGCAAAAAGCCGUCAGGCGCACCAGUCCUGGACAAGGAGCCACUGGAAUUGACGGCAGUCAAUUUGUGCCGCUUCCCACCGGAGCAACUUGUUGCUACGGUUGCGCAAGCGCCGCUCUGGAUCACUGCUUGACCCUGCUGCGAGCAAUGGCCACCAAACCGCUGCUCCGACGUCUCAUGUUCGAGCAAGGACUGCUCCAAGAAUUGCUCCACUUCAACAUCGCUCAAGGAUCGGCCCAAUCGCGUUGCGAAGUCCGCGACCUUCUCUGCCUUUUGACGUUGAACAACCCGGACGCCGUCGACUGCCUCAACCAGAAACUGAUGGAGAGCGUGGACGGGGUCCUUAAACGCUCCGGUCACAGUUUGGCAUUGCUCAACUCGAUUAGGCACGAAAUGGCACUGUUUGCUGCCAGCCUUCAAUGUCAAGACACUUGCUGGGAGAAGCGUCUGCGCUCCGUCGUCCAGCUCUUUUUGAAAUCGACUCAUCAUUUGCAGUCACCCGCCGUCAUGGACGUCAUUACUCUGCCUUGUCUCAGAAUCAUCCAAGAACUUAUUCAAGGUACUUCCGGAACGGUACACAUCCAUGUCAAAGAGUCGUCAAAGCCCGGCCACGUUGAUGUUUUGAUGGAUUUGAAACGCUGGCUUCGAGGUGAUCCUCAACAGAGUUUCGACGCCUGGAAGUCUCGAGUUCUGUCCCGCUACGACGCUCCCGUCGCCGGCAAAAAGCCCGAACAGGUGCGCCAGCUUCACUUGCUUCAGAAAUAUGGAGCCCGUUGGCGAGACAAGUACCAGCUACGACAGCAGCAACAACAUCCGGUUUCGUGUCAGCUGUCCGGCUCUAAUUGGCUUCAGUUGAUGCUGUUCAAUCCCAACUCCCGAUUGAGUCGGCAAACAGCCUGCGUCUUCCUCGAAGGCCUCGCUCGCGUUCCCCAACGACGACAGGAGAUUGUCAACCUUUUGACCAGUUUCCUCGCUCAGUUGGGCCAAGCCGGACCUUAUGGCGCAGAAUUUUUCGCUCUCUACAUGUCGUUGGUGCGGAAAGAACAUUGGCGCUAUUAUUUGGUCAGUCGUGGACUGUUGCCCAAAUUAGCGGAUUGGAUCGAGGUGGAAAUCAACGGAUUGACUCGCCAGGAAAUGGUCGGCCGAUCUUCUGAGCUCUCGCAAGGUCACGCCAUGAAAUCGUUGGUGGAACUUCUUUCCUUUUUCCUGGAAGAAUCGUCAGUUCGUCAGGCUUACAAGGGCCGUCUGGUUGGACAUGUUUUAAGCGGCUAUUUGAACUUGCGCCGCCUUGUCCUUCAGCGAACCAGGCUGGUGGAGGAGACACAAGAAUUGCUGUUGCAACUCCUCGGCGAUAUGACGACAGGCACAGAGGCUGAGACCAAACAGUUCAUGUCUGUUUGCGUCCAAACACUCCGCCAAUGUCUUGGAGACGACCUGGUAACCCCCGUCUUUGUAGUCGAGCGUUUGUGCUCCAUUAUUCAUCCGGAGGAGAAAGAUGACGUCGAAUUUCUCAUGUCACUCGACAAAGACCCCCAACAAGAAGAUUUCUUGCAAGGGCGGAUGCAAGGCAAUCCUUACAGCAGCACUGAGCCCGGUCUCGGUCCAUUGAUGCGCGAUAUUAAAAACAAAAUCUGUCAAGAUUGUGAGCUGAUUGCUCUUUUGGAAGACGACACGGGAAUGGAGUUACUUGUCUGCAAUAAAAUCAUGAGCCUCGAUCUGCCCGUUCGGGAUGUUUACCGAAAAGUCUUCUUGGCUGAAAACAACGAAGCGGAACCAAUGAGGAUCGUCUACCGCAUGCGAGGCUUGCUGGGAGAUGCCACGGAAGAAUUCAUCGAACGUUUCGAUGAUAAACAUCAGCGUCCGGCUAACGACGAGGAGACUUACAAACUGGCAAACGUCAUGGGAGAAUGUGGCGGACUGGAUGUUCUUCUCGAGCGCUUGAGCUGCGUCCGGGACAUUCAAGGCGAAGGCCGUCCACUUCUUGGUGCCCUGGUCAAACUCCUCUCCUUCUGUACGAAAGUGCUGACGAAUCGCUCUCUUUUGAUCACCCCCGAGCUGAACGCCGUCCAGAGACUUCUUGGCGCUCUUAAAUUGUGCCUUCAGGCUCAGCAGAACAUGCCUCCGUUCACCGAACAGCUGUUGGAAGUUCUGGAAGCCAUUCUGUGCCAAGCUUCGGCGCAAAGUGUUGACCAGUACGCCCUGUUCUCGUCGACGUUCGGUACCAAAGAGGAUUUAGACUUCCUAUUGCAGUUGUCGGCUCAAAUGGCCGGAUCGAAAACAGUAACGAGCAUUUUGACUCAUCUCACUCGUGUUAUUCCUUUCCUGACGUUCGUCAACGACAACAAGAUGGACGCCCUGAUUGAAUAUUUCCGUCAAAGUCUAGAUUUCAGUCAGUAUGACAUAGAGCACAAUGGAGAGCAGGCCGUUAAGUUGGAAUUGUUUUGCGCUCUUACUUCCGGCAUUGAGCACAACGCGAUUGGCAACACUUUGAAGGAUCGUCUGGUCGCUUCCAAGGUGGUCAACAACGCUUUGGAUUAUCUGCUCCAAAAUGCCCCUCCGAUCCGCACUGCAGUCGCUCGUGACAGUCCAGAAUGGAAAGACUUUGUAGCCAAACCAUCGUUGACGUUUGUGUUGCGCCUGCUGACGGGCUUGGCUCACAGCCACGUGACUACACAGUUGGCCUUAGCCGCCGAUUCGAUUCCGCUUUUUCACCAUUUGGAACAAAUUUCGUCAGACGAACACGUUGGCUCACUUGCUGAGAAUUUGCUGGAAGCCAUGCGGGGUCAUCCUGAGGUGGCCGAACGAAUUGAAGAGGUGCGCCAACAAACGAAGCGUGAGAAAAAACGGUUGGCUAUGGCAAUGAGAGAAAAUCAACUUCGAGCUCUUGGAAUGAAAACCAACGCGCUGGGCCAGGUCAAAGCGGAAAAUCCCAUUUUACAGCAGUUAGUUGACAUGGGUUUGGGUGAGGAACCCGGACCCGUUUGUGUCAUCUGCCGUGAAGGUUACCGCUUCCAGCCGGGCAGAGUUUUGGCUAUUUACACGUUCAGCCGACGCUGCCAAUUAGAAGAUCUUGAAUCGCAGCUAUGGUGCGGAUCGUGUCCAACUUCCUCUGCCACCUCCUCUUCUCCGUCCGUCAGUUCUGGAAGAAGCCGCAAAACCCUGGGAUACUACACCGUUUCGCACUUUAACGUGGUCCACGUCGAAUGUCAUUUGUCGGCUGUCCGUUUGGCACGAGCCCGUGACGAGUGGGAGUCGGCCGCCCUACAAAACGCCAACACCCGUUGCAAUGGUCUUUUGCCUCUGUGGGGACCUCAAGUUCCAGAGUCGGCUUUCGCCACUUGUCUCGCCCGACACAACACCUACCUUCAAGAGUGCACCGGUCACAGGGACAUUGGCUACGUGUCAACUUGUCAUGACCUCAAAUUGCUGCUGCUGCGCUUCGCCCUGGAACGGUCUUUUAGCGACGAGUCGGGUGGUGGUGGUCCUCAAUCCAACAUGCACUUCCUACCGUAUCUUCUUCACGCGGCUCUCUACGUUUUGAAUACGACUCGAUCCUGGAGUCGCGAAGAGAAAAAUUUAAAAGCCUUUUUGGACACGCCUCGUGGAGAGAAGUGGGUGGAGAAUCACGUCGAAUCCGACAGCGCAUUCUACUACACGACUUUGGCCCUGCUUGUCCAGAGCUGUCAGCGCUGGAACACUAAUCGACUGACCUUCCUUGGACGCCUUUUGGUGACGGCCCAUUGCCGAGUCCAACAACCAAAAGCGAACGAUCAACGUCACGAGAAACAGAUACUGGAUUACAGCGUCUACAAACCUGCGCUUGUCUUUUUUGCCAUCGUUAACGGAAUUUACAACAUCGUCUUGAAGAACGUCACUGUUGGUGAUAUUGACGCUGAUUGGCCAGGGACAGUAGCCGAGUAUAUCCGUCACAACGAUGAAGCCGUCUUGAGGGCCACCGAUAAACUACUCAAUGCUUAUCAAAAUGAUUUUCUGAACUGCGGCUCAUUUGAUGAAUUUUGUGAUGUUGCUGGUUUAUUGGAAGAUAUUCCGUCUCCCGAUGAAUUCAUCCGAGAUUUACUCCAAGGCAUCCCUUAGUAAAACCCGUAUUUCUCUUUUAUUUUAAUCAAUAUCUUUUAUUAGUCUUUGUAGUUUCCUUUAUCUUUCUUUCGCUUGAAUACAUAUUGUACUAGCAGUAA
Molecule: messenger RNA, 15701 nt
Organism: Daphnia pulex (common water flea)
Lineage: Eukaryota; Metazoa; Arthropoda; Branchiopoda; Diplostraca; Daphniidae
Gene: poe
Product: E3 ubiquitin-protein ligase UBR4-like
Exons: 27
Coding region: 214-15600 (5128 amino acids)
Molecular function (GO): zinc ion binding; protein binding
Source: RefSeq, a predicted model, not a curated record